Dacryopinax primogenitus is the source of this 1572-nucleotide messenger RNA. RefSeq names its product kinase-like protein. Gene Ontology annotation, molecular function: ATP binding; protein kinase activity. Gene Ontology annotation, biological process: protein phosphorylation. NCBI's taxonomy places the organism in Eukaryota, Fungi, Basidiomycota, Dacrymycetes, Dacrymycetales, Dacrymycetaceae. The record is from RefSeq and is a predicted model, not a curated record. The transcript has 8 exons. The coding region runs from base 73 to 1572 and encodes 499 amino acids.
CACUAUCAGGCUAAUGUCUUAGUAGACGAGACAGGAAGACCUCUGUUGUCCGACUUCGGUUUGUCGAUCGUGAUGAACGAGCUUCGCGAGGAUCAAAUAACGACCUCUCUACUCAAUAUCAACCCGCGCUGGGCAGCUCCUGAGCGCUUAUUCCCCUAUAAAUAUAACUUGGAACCACACGAGUCAUUCACCAAAGCCAGUGACAUGUAUUCCCUAGCCAUGACGAUUUAUGAGAUGAUGUCCGAUACGAUACCCUUCAAGACGCAGCCAGCAUUGAUGAUUGCGAACGUUGUAAUAGAGGGCGGUCGACCAGAACAUCCGGGACCGGCUGCAGUAGCACGAGGAUUAGUUGAUCCUUUGUGGUCGUUCGUAGAGCAGGCAUGGAAUCAGCGCCCUGAACUCAGACCUCCUAUCCAGGCGCUGUUGAAUUUGCUGGAGUCGCCGGUGCUACAGGCCCAAGCACCAGCUGCACAGCAGGGAGAAAGGAGCGGCCACGCUUCAUCUGAUACACUUGAAAUACCCACCACAUCGGAUGAUCUCGAAAAUGAUGAAGAAGAAGAGGAAGAGGAAGGAGACACCCGAACAUUUGUGCACUGGGCACAGACUCUCGGCACUCCCAUACUUAAUAUCGAGCCGCAGGAAAUACUCGUUGUCAUCGCCGGCUUUGCCGACGUCUCACAGGGUCGACUUGCAGGUGAAAGAACCCUUGUAGCCAUCAAACCGCAUCGCCCAGCACCAGAAGAGCGAUACCGCGGAGGUGUCGAUCCUUCGAUCAAGAGAACUUCCAGAGAAGCCAUCGUUUGGCACAGCCUAACCCCCCAUCCGAACAUCCUUCCGCUCCUAGGAAUAUGCUUAGAAGCCAACAACAAUGUCGCUCUGAUCUCACCCUGGAUGCGCCAGGGACAUCUUCGGAUGUAUGCAACUGCGCAUCCGAAUCGGGAUUAUACGCCUUUCGUUGAGGACAUCAAAUGUGGCCUUGCGCAUAUACAUAGCCUAAACGUCGUUCACGGUGCACUUAUUGCCAACAACGUGUUUGUGGAUGACAACGACAGAGCUGUGAUUGCAAGCUUUGCUGUAGCAACCGCCGGCUGGGAGGAAACAGAAGAAGAAGGGGACUACGACUAUGCUGGCUACCUGCCCUGGAUGGCGCCAGAGCGGUUGGAUCCAAAAGCUUUCGGUGUUAGGGGUAGGAGCCCACACCCGACUCGCGAGUGGGAUAUGUACUCGCUUGGAAUGACGAUUUACGAGAUAAUGUCCCUACGCACCCCGUUUGACCCCUUAACACGAGCAGCAAUCCCGCUUGUAGUCCUUCAAGGCCGAAGACCUCCCUAUCCCAGUCAGGCGGCUGUCCGACGGGGUCUGAAUCUCGACCUCUGGAAGUUCAUCCAGCGCUGUUGGGCACAGUCUCCGGAUGAACGGCCAACGUAUCAAGAUCUGCUAGCCACCCUGCCAUUUGAUCGUCGUCCGGUCAUCCCAAUCAGGAGACAUGAGCCACAAGUGGCAGAGGUUGCUCCCCAGUUGGCUCCCCUCGACAUCCCAGAUUUGCAUUCUUGGGGUAAGCUGACCUUUUGA